CAUACUUUUAGAUAACUUUACCAAUUGGCAUCCCUACUAAAUUUAACCAGUGUGACCGCAGCUUUGCUGGUAUAUCUUAGCGGUGACACUCUGGCCACACUCCACAUUUCACAUAAAAAUUUCGGGACGGAAGUCGCCGGACACGAAAUCGAUAGACCCUUAGGAAAGCGAACCACAAACCGACGAUGCUCCGAUCCCGACUCAUCCAGGCGGCCAGCUCCGCCCAGCGAGCGUUCUCCACCAGCCAGAAGGCGCUGGCGGCCAAGCAGAUGACCGUGCGGGAUGCCCUCAACAGUGCUUUGGACGAGGAGUUGGCCCGCGACGACCGAGUCUUCAUCCUGGGCGAGGAGGUGGCCCAGUACGAUGGUGCCUACAAGGUAUCCCGUGGACUGUGGAAGAAGUAUGGCGACAAGCGCGUCAUCGACACGCCAAUCACAGAGAUGGGCUUCGCCGGCAUCGCCGUUGGAGCUGCCAUGGCCGGUCUGCGACCUGUGUGCGAGUUCAUGACCUGGAACUUCUCCAUGCAGGCCAUCGAUCACAUUAUCAACUCGGCCGCCAAGACCUUCUACAUGUCCGCUGGUGCCGUAAACGUGCCGAUUGUGUUCCGUGGCCCGAAUGGAGCCGCUUCCGGAGUGGCCGCCCAGCACUCGCAGUGCUUCGCCGCCUGGUACGCCCACUGCCCCGGCCUGAAGGUCAUCUCGCCAUACGAUUCCGAGGAUGCCCGUGGCCUGCUGAAGGCCGCUAUCCGUGAUCCCGAUCCAGUGGUGUUCCUGGAGAACGAGCUGGUCUACGGUACCGCUUUCCCUGUGGCCGACAACGUGUCCGAUAAGGACUUCGUGGUGCCCAUCGGCAAGGCGAAGAUCAUGCGGCCGGGCAAGGACAUCACCCUUGUGGCGCAUUCCAAGGCGGUGGAGACAUCGCUGCUGGCGGCUGCAGAGCUGGCCAAGAAGGGUAUUGAGGCCGAGGUCAUCAACCUGCGCUCCAUUCGUCCACUGGACACGGCUACCAUCUUCGCCUCCGUUCGAAAGACCCACCACUUGGUCACCGUGGAGAACGGCUGGCCACAGCACGGCGUUGGAGCUGAGAUCUGCGCCCGCAUUAUGGAGGACCAGACCUUCUUCGAGCUGGACGCCCCCGUGUGGCGUUGCGCUGGAGUGGAUGUGCCCAUGCCAUACGCCAAGACGUUGGAGGCGCACGCCCUGCCCCGAGUGCAGGAUCUGGUGGAGGCGACCCUCAAGGUUCUGGGCGGCAAGGCGGGCAAGGCCGUGGCCGCCGCCAAGUAGGGAUUUACGUCUAGCCGCACGAUUAGUACCCCGAACUAACUAAAUUUACAGUCCUCGUCGAAACGCUGCCUCUGGUCUAACCGAGCUGCCCCAAACUAGUGCACCGAACAGGAAAUUGAAUGAUUUGGAAAUUAAGCAGCACCGCUAAUGGGUUUUGUUUCUUUUUCGAACGUUCUAGUUUAAUUAUUUGGUUAUAGAAAUCUCUUGUGAAAAUAAACGAAAACAUUUAAAUACGCUAAAA
This is a messenger RNA of Drosophila subpulchrella, 1524 nucleotides long. It is a transcript of the gene Pdhb, whose product is annotated as pyruvate dehydrogenase E1 component subunit beta, mitochondrial. Lineage: Eukaryota; Metazoa; Arthropoda; Insecta; Diptera; Drosophilidae. Bases 186 to 1283 code for a protein of 365 amino acids. The transcript is spliced from 6 exons. Gene Ontology annotation, biological process: pyruvate decarboxylation to acetyl-CoA. The record is from RefSeq and is a predicted model, not a curated record. Gene Ontology annotation, molecular function: pyruvate dehydrogenase (acetyl-transferring) activity.